AUGGCAGAGGAAGAUUUGAUCGAACGUGUCGAAAGAACCGAGCUUCCAGCUCCAAUGAUAUCACGGAGGGAAGUAAGUAUCUGGGCUAUCCUCAAGAACUGCAUUGGAAAGGAUUUGAGUAAAAUUACCAUGCCGGUAAUGCUAAACGAACCCCUGAGCUUCCUGCAGAGGCUAUGCGAAUAUAUGGAGUAUGCACAGCUUUUGACACAAGCAGCUCGCCAGGACACUCCAGAAGAUCGAAUGAAAUAUGUUGCAGCUUUUGCCGUUUCUGCUUUGGCUUGCAACUGGGAGAGACUCGGAAAACCAUUUAACCCUCUCUUGGGCGAAACUUACGAAUUGCAGAGAGACGAUUAUCGAAUAGUUUGUGAGCAGGUCUCUCACCAUCCACCAGUUUCUGCAUUUCACGCAGAGUCCAAUGAUUUUAAAUUCCAUGGCUCCAUUAACCCAAAGAUUAAGUUCUGGGGAAAAAGUGUCGAAGUUAAUCCCAAAGGCACGGUCACCAUUGAGUUUCCAAAAUGGAAGGAAACUUACACCUGGACUAAUGUAAACUGUUGCGUGCACAACAUUAUAGUUGGAACACUGUGGAUAGAGCAGUAUGGAAAGAUGGUGAUAACAAAUCAUUCCACCGGUCACAUUGCGAACCUAACUUUCAAAUCAGCUGGUUCUGGGGCCAAAAACUUGCAUCGAGUUGAGGGCUUUGUACGGGAUUCAAGCGAAAAGAAUAUAUUCUUUCUGUAUGGUAAAUGGACAGACUUUAUUAAAUGCUGCUCUGCGGAAUCCUAUGCGCAAUAUAUGAAACUGGGAACCAGAAAGAAUGACGGUGGCGACCCGGGUGAUUCACCUGAUGGAACCCCGAAGAGGAUGUUUUCUAAAUUGAACAGCUUUAAGCUGAGCUCUUUUCGCAGCAUGUCCAUACAAGAUAGCGACAACAUUCCACCUCUUGAGCAAGAGACAAAUGACAUACCAAAGAGCGACUCUGCAUAUUCGCUUGAUGUACCAGACUCCACCGUAUUAUGGAGUUGCAAGCCACGACCUUCCAACUGCAACGAGUACUACCAAUUUACAAACUUUGCGCUGCAGCUUAAUGCUAUGGAUAAAAAUAUGAAACCACCGCUAACACUUUGCCCUACCGACUCGCGUCUGCGACCUGAUAUAUUAUACCUCGAAGAAGGAAAUUUAGAUGGUGCAUCUAAGGAGAAGACUCGCCUAGAAGAAAAGCAAAGACACACUCGCAAGCAUCGAAAAACCACUAAUGGCGAUAAUUGGAUACCAAGAUGGUUUAAGCCUGUAACAAACCCCCACACCAAAACCGAAGAUUGGAACUAUACUGGAGGAUAUUGGGACCGUAAAUACGACAUCGCCAAUACAAUAUUUUAG
Messenger RNA from Drosophila persimilis, 1377 nucleotides. RefSeq names its product oxysterol-binding protein-related protein 2. Lineage: Eukaryota; Metazoa; Arthropoda; Insecta; Diptera; Drosophilidae. The coding region runs from base 1 to 1377 and encodes 458 amino acids. Gene Ontology annotation, molecular function: sterol binding. The record is from RefSeq and is a predicted model, not a curated record. Gene Ontology annotation, cellular component: intracellular membrane-bounded organelle; membrane; cytosol. The transcript has 8 exons.